CGAGGAAGAGGAGGAAGAGGAAGGCUGCUGGCUGUGCCUCCUCCCCCUCUGCUCCUCCCCGUCCCUCCCUCCCUCCCUCCUCCUGUCCCCGGCGGCAUGUGCUCCCGCUCGGAUCCCGGGGGGCUGCCGGGGCUCCUCCUGCUCCUGAUCCCGCUCCUGCCGGGGCUCCUCUGAGCGGGGCUUGCUCCGGGGCCAUGGGCUCAGCCGACGCCACCCAGGAGCAGCGCUGGGACCUGGCGGCCGGGUGAGGGAGGUUUAGAAGAGGAAGAGAAAAACAGUCCAACUACCAGAACCAAACCUUAGAAAGUCUGCAUACAACUUCUCUUCUCAUUCUGGCCUGAUGAAGAUGGCUAAUUUCACCAAUGACAACAUCACUGAGGAGGGCACCACCAAAUAUAAGACUGUGGAGAUGGUUUUCAUAGCCACAGUAACUGGCUCAUUGAGUCUUGUCACUGUGGUGGGGAAUAUCUUAGUCAUGCUGUCCAUCAAAGUGAACCGUCAGCUCCAGACUGUCAAUAACUACUUCCUCUUUAGUUUGGCCUGUGCAGACCUGAUAAUUGGAGUCUUCUCCAUGAACCUCUAUACAGUCUAUAUUAUCAAGGGCUAUUGGCCACUAGGGGCUGUGGUAUGUGACCUUUGGCUAGCCCUGGACUACGUAGUGAGCAAUGCCUCUGUCAUGAACUUACUAAUCAUCAGUUUUGACCGCUACUUCUGUGUCACCAAGCCACUGACCUACCCAGCUAGGCGGACAACCAAAAUGGCAGGGCUGAUGAUUGCAGUUGCUUGGAUAUUGUCCUUUAUCCUCUGGGCACCUGCCAUAUUAUUCUGGCAGUUCAUUGUUGGGGAGAGGACAGUUCCAGAAGGGCAGUGUUACAUUCAGUUCCUCUCCAACCCAGCCGUAACAUUUGGCACUGCCAUUGCGGCUUUCUACCUCCCAGUGGUCAUCAUGACUGUGCUGUACAUCCAUAUCUCACUGGCUAGCCGAAGCCGUGUGAGGAGACACAAACCUGAGAGCAAGAAGGAAAAGAAGUCUAAGCCACUAAGUUUUUUGAAGAGCCCUCUAGUUAAGCAGAAUAACAACAACUCUCCCAAAAAAGCAGUGGAAGUGAAGGAGGAAGUGAAAAAUGGGAAAGUAGAAGAGCAGCCACUACAACCCUCAGAGACAACUGGACAUCAAGAGGAGAAAGAGACCUCCAAUGAAUCUAGCACGGUAAGCAUUACCCAAACUAAUAAAGAAAAGCAGGUACUGGAUAUUGUGCCAGCGGACCAAGGGCAGAGCCCGGCCCAUCCAAGGAUUAAUCCUGCCUCUAAGUGGUCAAAGAUUAAGAUUGUCACUAAGCAAACUGGUACAGAGUGUGUCACAGCCAUUGAAAUUGUGGCAGAAAAAGAACCCAGUUCUACUGCAAUUACCUUGGCAAACAGCCGUCCAGCUAACGUGGCCAGGAAAUUUGCUAGCAUUGCCAGGAGUCAGGUUCGGAAGAAGCGCCAAAUGGCAGCUCGGGAGAAGAAGGUCACCAGAACCAUCUUUGCCAUCUUGCUCGCCUUCAUCCUGACGUGGACACCUUACAAUGUGAUGGUCCUCAUAAAUACCUUCUGUGAUUAUUGUGUCCCUGACACAGUCUGGUCCAUUGGGUAUUGGUUGUGCUAUGUCAACAGCACCAUCAAUCCUGCUUGUUAUGCCCUUUGUAAUGCCACAUUCAAGAAAACCUUUAAGCACCUUCUCAUGUGUCAGUACAGGAAUAUUGGCACAGCAAGAUAAUCUGGAAUUUGGACAUUUCUUGGCAGAGCUGCUGCAGAGACUUGGUCUUCUGUCCUCCAGACUGUGCAGCUCUAAGUGUGCUAUUUAAUUCCAGAUGCAGCCCUUCAAAAAAACCCAAAACCAGAUACAGCGAUAAAACACCAACACCUUCCCCUUUCUUAUUUGCUAACCAUGAAGCAGCCAUUAUUAUAUGGCCCCUGAGUGUGCUUCUCCAGAAAACAAAGGAUAAAGAAAGCAGGGAUUGGAUGCUGUGAUGAAGUUUAACUGGAGAGGCAUGCGGGAUUCCCCUCCCUGGCUCACUGGUCUUGAAAUACUGGUGAAAUGUUUGGUUCCCUUGCACUUUCUGGAUAUAACCAGAGGUAGGCAGGAUAUAAUCUGCUGGUGAUUAUGCCAGGGUACUGGAUGGGACAAAAGGAUAGUAUGUGACAGAACUUUCCUCUUUUCCCAGAAGGCUUUGCACUCAUGUGUAGAUGAAAAGAAUGUGUGCAAGUGUAUGGAAAGUUGCCGACAGUGCUAAUUAAUUCACAAAAAAUGAAUGUGAAGACAAAAAGGGACUGUCAUGGCACCAAAAUUCUGCUAUUGAUUCUGCUUGGAGCCAGAAAAGGUGACUGACGUGUACUUUCAUAAUAUUUUAGCACUUUGUCCCAGUUGAAUUUCCAAUGUCUCGAGUUCAAGGGAUGUGUUCCCCUCAGGGAGUAUUCCUACAACUGGACCAACCUGCCUGCUUAAAAGACUUUCCAAGGAAUUUACAGACUGCCUUGAUUCCUUCUCAACUGCCCAUGACAGAUGGAUGGGCUAGAGUGGAGAGACUAAUUUCUGCACUGAAA
This is a messenger RNA of Sceloporus undulatus (fence lizard), 2586 nucleotides long. RefSeq names its product cholinergic receptor muscarinic 4 (gene CHRM4). Gene Ontology annotation, biological process: G protein-coupled receptor signaling pathway, coupled to cyclic nucleotide second messenger; regulation of locomotion; adenylate cyclase-activating adrenergic receptor signaling pathway. Gene Ontology annotation, cellular component: plasma membrane; dendrite; synapse. The record is from RefSeq and is a predicted model, not a curated record. Lineage: Eukaryota; Metazoa; Chordata; Lepidosauria; Squamata; Phrynosomatidae. Gene Ontology annotation, molecular function: G protein-coupled acetylcholine receptor activity; G protein-coupled serotonin receptor activity. The transcript has 3 exons. Bases 341 to 1759 code for a protein of 472 amino acids.